Messenger RNA from Sphenostylis stenocarpa, 1176 nucleotides. The record is from the annotation of a GenBank genome assembly. Lineage: Eukaryota; Viridiplantae; Streptophyta; Magnoliopsida; Fabales; Fabaceae.
AUGGAGAAGGGACUAUUUGCUCGAAGAGUAUGGACAAAUCCUUGUUAUCAAGUUGAUGAGGGAGAAGCUCCGAAGUCAUUACCGGAAAUUUACUGGUUUUCUGAGUUGAGAUUGACUCGUUCGGAGAAGCAUUUGUGUACUAGGAUUGACCCAGAGCCUUUGGAGCUUUUGUCGUUGGGUACAAUGGCUGACAACCUCCUGGAGGGUUUGAAUAGAGGUGCUUGGACAGCUCAUGAAGACAAAAUCCUCAGAGAAUACAUUAGGGUCCAUGGUGAAGGAAGAUGGAGAAACCUUCCCAAAAGAGCAGGUUUGAAAAGAUGCGGGAAAAGUUGCAGACUUCGAUGGUUGAAUUAUCUCAGACCUGAUAUUAAGAGAGGCAAUAUAUCCUCUGACGAAGAAGAGCUCAUUAUCAGACUCCACAAGCUCCUGGGAAACAGAUGGUCUUUAAUAGCGGGGAGGCUUCCAGGACGAACAGACAAUGAAAUAAAGAAUUAUUGGAACACCAAUUUAGGUAAAAAGGUGAAAGAUGGCCACAAAACCACAAGCUAUGCAAACAGCACACAGCAGAAUCCAAUGUCCCACUUGCCCAAACAACACACAGAAUCUCUUCCUAAGCUAGAUUCCCACCUGGUCCGCACAAAAGCCACCAAGUGCACCAAGCUGUUUUUUCCCCACCCAUCAAUGCUGCAAUUGCCCAACAAGUCCAAGGCUGAUGCAGAAGCAGAUGAAGAAAAAGCAGAAGAAGAUGAAGGAGAAGAAGAAGAAGAAGAAGAAGAAGAGGAAGAAGAAGAAGAAGAAGAAGAAGACGGAAAAGAAAAAGAAAAAGAAGGCAGAGUUGUGGACGGCGUUCCAAGUGAGCAAAUGGAACCCACUAGAAACGACAACGGGUUCCUGUCUUUACACGAUGAAGGAAAAGAAGUCCCAACGGACAUGCUGAUAGAUUUCAACGUGGGGGAUAUCUGCUUGUCUGAUCUUCUGAACUCGGAUUUCUCCAACACUUACAACUUCAGCUGCACUACUAGCAUUGCUUGUUCGGACCAACCUGACCCCGUCUUCUCCGAUGAAGCUCUCAGGGACUGGAUGCAAACCAAUUUAGCAGACGAAACGAAUGCAUCCAACAACCUUCAUUCUUUGUUUUUCCUCGACACAACCGACCAUAGACUUGAACAAUCAUAA